CCGAUCACUCCCCGGCCCAUGUUUCCUUUUUUUUUCAUUUACACUGAAUAAUUGAGAAGCACCACCAACUACUUUUUUCAAAAAAAAAAUUUUUUUUUCUCUAUCAACCAGAAUUAUUAUCCCUUUACCAAAAUUUUCACCCAUAGCCAAAAAUGGACCCUCCAUUUUCUUCCAUCUCCAUAGACCCUCCUCCCCAGCCCAUAAUCCCCGUCGUGGCCAACCCAACGACGACAGUUGCCGGUCUGCCUUCGAGUUUCAACCAUCCUCCUUACCCAGACAUGAUAUGUGAGGCUAUUGAGGCUUUAAAAGAGAAGAAUGGGUCAAGCAAAAGGGCCAUAGCUAAGUUCAUAGAGUCAGCUUACAAGGACUUGCCACCGACACACCCAGCCUUGUUGACUCACAACUUGAAGCGCUUGAAAAAUAACGGUCUUCUGGUUAUGGUGAAGAAAUCUUACAAGCUUGCUUCCACCGCUAGAUCUGAAGGUUCGAUUCCGGAUUCUACUGCAGAUGCUUCUCCUGGAUCCAAACGAGGCCGCGGCCGUCCUCCCAAGCCCCUUCCUACUGCCGAACCCAACUCUCAGCUGCAAUCUGUUUCGGUUACCGAUGGGCCUAAGACCUCCGGUAGGCCUAGAAAAAAUGGGCCCGUUGGUCAACUUGGGGCUAUAAAGGGCCAGGGUCGGCCACCCAAAAGUGGGCCUAAGAAGAGUCCGGGUCGACCAAGGAAACCGAAGACGGUGAGGUCAGUGGCGGGGGCUAAUGCGAUGAAAAGGGGCCGUGGACGGCCGCCUAAGGCCUUGAACCAGUUACCUCCACAGGCUCUUAUGUCGAUCCAGGGUCAACCCAUGGCUGUUCCCUAUGCUGAUGUUACUGCUGCUGCUGCUACUGCUACUGUUGCUGAUUUACCAAGGCCCAGAGGAAGGCCCAAGGCCGCAGCUGGAGCUGCUGGCGUCGUGAUCCCUGGAAAGCGGAGAGGUCGACCACCCAAGAUGAUCACUGCUAAGCCCAUCAGGCCCAAGAAAACAACUGUAAAACCAGGCCGCCCCAAGAAGACAACUCAUGGAGCUGAAUCAAAGGCGUUAGCAGCAGCAUAUGGAGAUCUUAAGAGAAAACUUGAAUUCUUUCAAUCAAAAGUGAAGCAAGCAGUUGGAGUACUAAAGCCUCAGUUCACCGGUGAAAGCAACAUCAGUGCCAUUGGCGCAAUCCAAGAGCUAGAAGGACUUGCAGCAAUGGACAUUAGUACACCGGUUAAAGAGGAUGCUCAACCACCGUUGCUGCCGCUGCCGGCACCAACACAACCACCGGUGUCAUAGAAUGAAGUACAAGUGUAUUAAUCCUUUCUUCCUGUAUGUUUAGCAAGAGCUGUAGAAAUGUUCUGACGUAGACACAACGACAUUUCUGUAAAGGGAAAUAGGAAGUUGCAGAUCUAAUUGUUAUUGUUGUUGAGGCUUGUUGCUUGUGAAACUUUUUCAUGACUUUAAUUCUCUCAUUCCCUGUACUGAUUCCAAACUUUGAAUGCAAAUUUGAGUACAAUUUCAUCGUCA
Messenger RNA from Durio zibethinus, 1541 nucleotides. RefSeq lists its product as uncharacterized. Gene Ontology annotation, cellular component: nucleolus; nucleosome; nucleus. Gene Ontology annotation, biological process: nucleosome assembly; chromosome condensation; negative regulation of DNA recombination. The record is from RefSeq and is a predicted model, not a curated record. Gene Ontology annotation, molecular function: double-stranded DNA binding; nucleosomal DNA binding. Lineage: Eukaryota; Viridiplantae; Streptophyta; Magnoliopsida; Malvales; Malvaceae.